Messenger RNA from Suillus subaureus, 930 nucleotides. RefSeq lists its product as uncharacterized. The coding region runs from base 1 to 930 and encodes 309 amino acids. The record is from RefSeq and is a predicted model, not a curated record. Lineage: Eukaryota; Fungi; Basidiomycota; Agaricomycetes; Boletales; Suillaceae. The transcript has 3 exons.
AUGCCAGAGACCAAUGAAUGGCAACUUAUGCCAGACAAGGAAGAAUCGGAAGAUUGUGAGGUCCUGGAUCACGAAGUUAGUGAGGAUUUAAGAGAAGAUGAUGAAGAGUCGUUAUCUGGCACACCAAAGUCUAAUGCAAUACUCCUCCCAGCUUUCCAGUGGGAUACAGGUGUCCCACCAGCCAUCCCUAGAGAGCCAAACAUCCAAACUGUCCCAUCAGCGCAGCCAACAGUUGCACCAACAAAGUCUAAUAUAAAACCUACCAUUAUACCAAAACAGAUACAGACAACCAAAGCUACAAUUCUUGAAGCAUACAUCGUGGUCAAUCAUAUCUCAGACGAAGUGAUAAUGAUCUUACUGCUUGGCACAUUCAUAUCAGCAGGUUCAGACGUGGACAUAUGGUGGACGGGCCUAGGAACACCACAGAAAGCCACAUGGAUGCAAGCCAAAGCAGCAUUCCUGGCAAAGUGGCCAGCGAUAGUCGUUGCAGGAAAGAUGCAAAGGGAGCACCAGAAAGACUUACUGGAGUUGUGGUUCAAAGAGGAAGAAUUCCACAACAAGUUAAAGACACUGGUAAAGGAUGCAGUAGAACACAUACCCAUUCUAAUUCAACCAGUCCAGGAGGCACUCUUGCGAGCUCUUAGAGACCUAACAUCAGCAGUGCCCGCAGACUGGGAUGCCUUCCUAAACGAAAUCAAAAGUGUCAAUAUCAAUACCUUACAAGAAAAGGCAAAGAGAGUCAAGGAGAGGAAGGAGGUGGAAAGAGCUCAGAACACACGCAUCACACAGCUGGAAAGUCAACAAGACCCUAUCGAGGUGUUACGUCUACAGAUGCAACAAACAACAAUUGGAUCUAACACACUAACACCAAAAGCAACAAUGCCUUCAAGAACUAUAGGAAACACACCUUCCAGUGUCAUGACACCAUGA